AUGCUCCACUCUCCACUCCUCCUCCUCCUGCUCUUCCUCCCUCCAUGUCUUCCUUGCGAAACCGUCUCGUUCACCGAGUGUCAGCAGGCCCCCUUCGUGCCGGGACACAACCUGGCCGGCGAGGGCUUCAACGUGGUCAAGAUGGAGGCCAGCGGCGCCAGCGUGGUGGACGUGAAGACCUACAUGGUGGGAGGGAACCAGGGGAACUGCACCGUGUGCAACAACCGCCUCCUCAAGCAGAAACAGAAGCUGCCGGCAUCGGUGAAGGACUGGCGCAUCAAGGUGCAGUGCAGGCGCAGUCUGAGCAGCAGGAUGUACGAGUCCAGCCAGUCGGUCAUGAGGGAGACCAGCAAAUCUCUGGGCGUCAGCUGGAAGGUCGGUUUGAGUGUUGGUGGCCUGUUUGGAUUUGCCGUCGGGGGAUCGCACUCCAAGUCGUCUCGCUUCGCCUCGAGUCACACCAAGCAAGACAAGUUCUCCUUCACGAGCCAUGAGUUCAAAUGCAAAUACUACACUUUCCGUCUCCACUCCACCCCCCCACUGAGCACAGAGUUUGAGGAGGCCCUGAAGAAUCUGCCCAGCACCUACGACCACAAGAACACCACCGCCUACCGACAGUUCAUCGGCAUCUACGGGACACACUUCAUCCGCAGGGUUCAACUGGGCGGCCGCGUGCACGCCACCACCGCCAUCCAGACCUGCCGGGCCGCCAUGAGCAAACUGUCCAUGCACACCGUCAAGAACUGCCUGUCCGUCGAGGCCCGCGCCACGAUCCAUGGCAUCACCCCGAGUGCAUCCUCCAGCUUCUGCAAGUCGCAGGCCAAGAAGCUGAAAACGGGCAACAGCUUCAGCGGGGCUUUCUCGGACCGGGUCACAGAGGUUUUAGGAGGCGAUGGGGAUGUCGGGGACCUCCUCUUCGACUCCAACAAUAAAGUCGGUUACAAGAAGUGGCUCAAGUCCCUGAAGACAGUCCCAGGCGUGGUGUCCUACCAGCUGAGCCCCCUGCAUACCCUGGUGAGAGAAAACCCCACACUGAGGGCCAGCCUACAGGACGCCGUCAGCGACUACAUCCGAAAGAGCGCCGUGUCACUCCGCUGCCCCGCUCACUGCAAGGUUGGCAGAAAAAAUAAAAACUGUGCGUGUAAAUGUUUGGGACACCGCAUGGUCGACUCCAACUGCUGCCCCUCUGCGUCCGGCGUGGCCCGGAUGAACGUGACGGUGGUCCGAGCUGCGGGCCUCUGGGGCGACUAUGUCUCCAAGACCGACGGCUAUGUGAAGGUUUUCUAUGGUAAUCAAGGAGCCACGACUCCGGUGAUCUGGAAUAAUGACUUCCCCCGCUGGAACUUCCGAAUCCAGUUUGGUACCGUGAACCUGCAGAGCAGAACCAAAAUUUGUUUCGAGGUUUGGGACCGGGACAACCGGUGGAACGACGACCUGCUGGGGAGGGUGUACCUGAUCCCCACCAGCGGCCGGAACGUCGGCAAGACCUUCAAGCUGAAGCACGGCUCCCUGUUCGUGUCGCUGACGGUGGUGUGCGGGCCCAGCCUGAAGGGGUCACUGUGUGGCCACUACUCCCCCUCACCGGGCAUGGUGGAAGACGUGGAGGACGGCUGGGGUUCGGGGAUGCCGGCUCUGCGGUGGGACGCUGGCAGAGCGCACAACACCGUCUCCCUUAGACUUCCUCUGAAAACAUAACAUGGCCAAAUUUUAGAUAACGAUCUCCUGAAAAAUCUGCA
Messenger RNA from Myripristis murdjan (pinecone soldierfish), 1733 nucleotides. RefSeq names its product perforin 1.3 (gene prf1.3). Gene Ontology annotation, biological process: immunological synapse formation; defense response to virus; T cell mediated cytotoxicity. The transcript is spliced from 7 exons. Bases 1 to 1692 code for a protein of 563 amino acids. Lineage: Eukaryota; Metazoa; Chordata; Actinopteri; Holocentriformes; Holocentridae. The record is from RefSeq and is a predicted model, not a curated record. Gene Ontology annotation, cellular component: membrane. Gene Ontology annotation, molecular function: wide pore channel activity.